AUGAUCCAGGACACCACGUACAACCUCGAACUUCAGCUACAACGAAUCGACGAACAGUCAGCGCAGUCUCUUACUGAGGAUAAUGUGUUGGAUAUCAGUGCAGAGUUGAAAGAGGAAAGAGCAACCAUUGAACAAUGCAUCGGGAUCUGUGGGUGGGCCGCAUCGAAUUUCUCAACCUUGUCAUCCUUGGCGCCGUCUUUCACGACCAGUUGCCUUUCCGAAGAGGACGAAGAAGAAAGAACCAAUAUUCUAUCAAGGCUACAAAAAGAGGAACCGUCACAGCCUUUACGGCGAUUUUUGGAGACACUAAAGCUGGGCUCGCCUGUUUGGGACAUCUCGAUCUUUGCCGAGUAUCUGAGAAAAUUAGCCCAUAUAUGUGGACCUGGAAGGGAAGAGUACUACGAGAAUGAUUUGAAAGGCCUACACUACCCAGCUUCGUUCAUGGAACUGUGGAACCAAACAUAUGCGCGGCUACCCAUUACGGCCUCAGAUGAUGAUUUUUAUUUCCAAUGGGUAUGUCCCCCGGGCUGGACUCCUGAGAUAAGACAAUCUUGCGUUGUAUACUCCUACCAUGGAGAAGCCCCUCUUAGUGAAGGCCUCUACGACGUUCUGGCUGGACCUGCGACACUAGACUGCGGGAUGCGGACCCAACUUUUCUUUUGGGUGACAACAAUUGGAGUCUUCGGGGACAAAUUAUUUCACGAGAAGUUUCGCUUUGCGAAAGGACAAUUCGUCUUAACACAAGGCUUGUAUGUGAGAUAUGAUGGCAUCGACGGCAACCCCCUGUUGCCGUACUUUGAUCCAACCCUCGGUCCAGAAGUGGAGUCGAAACCCGAAAAACCACAAAUACGCAUACAGAUCAAGGCCAUGUUCAAUACCUCGACAUACAUUCUGAAACAUCCGGGAGGCACGGCAAGGCUGCAGAAUGUUAUUCAAAUCAACGAGCAAUACAUCAUCCACGAGCAACCAAGUACGAAAAAUAGUUUGUCGGCUACAGAACUGGACGAAAAGCUCCGCCAGGCAUACAACACUCCUCGGACCAAUGCGGAUGAACGAGAGCUGUGGAGGUGGGGGCACAGUUCAGCACACAUCGUACAUGCACAGCUUCAUCCAAAAAGCUUUGGCGACCUUUUCAAGGAAGCCGAAAAGUAUGCUCAUCACAUGUUAAGUGUGCUUGAGUGGAAUCAGACGCGGGAUGAGCGGAAGAUGCAGUCCAACAAAUAUCGGCUCGAAUUCAAUUUUGAGAGACUGAAACACCACAUGAAACAGACGAUGUUGAUGACGGGCAAGGGUCUGGCUUGA
Molecule: messenger RNA, 1302 nt
Organism: Zasmidium cellare ATCC 36951
Lineage: Eukaryota; Fungi; Ascomycota; Dothideomycetes; Mycosphaerellales; Mycosphaerellaceae
Exons: 1
Coding region: 1-1302 (433 amino acids)
Source: RefSeq, a predicted model, not a curated record